CAUGCUGGGACCUUAUCCUGCAGUCAAACGCUUCAUGACCAAGCUGGUUCCUCUGAGCUGGUAUAACUCCCUGCUGCCCCGGUACGGCCUGGUUCUGGAGCUGGGUGCGGACGGCUCGGUUCUGGACAGCCUUCACGACCCCAACGGGAGUCUGACCUGGGCUGUCAGCGACGUCUUCCAGCACGCGGGCCGGACCUACCUGGGGAACACUGACCUGCCAUUCCUACCGGUUCUGGAACACUGGAGCUAACGGAGAACACCUGGGCCGUGUGUGUGUGUGUGCGUGUGUUUGUACUGUAUGUCUUAAAUUAGAAGAG
Messenger RNA from Engraulis encrasicolus (European anchovy), 317 nucleotides. RefSeq names its product adipocyte plasma membrane-associated protein-like. The coding region runs from base 2 to 250 and encodes 82 amino acids. The transcript is spliced from 2 exons. Lineage: Eukaryota; Metazoa; Chordata; Actinopteri; Clupeiformes; Engraulidae. The record is from RefSeq and is a predicted model, not a curated record.